CUCGUUCUCACUGCCUGCGACCAAGAUAACCACCCUCCCGGCCCUCCAAGGGUCCCAGGCCGCUAACUCCUCUACACUCCGUUCUCGACUCCAAUCUGUAUCUCGCCCGGUCAUGGCCCUUGCGCCCAUCCAUCUGAUUGCGUCCUUUUCCCACUGCCACCACCCUCUUCGCCCUCUGCCACUACCAAUACGGCGCUACCAGUCGGCUCUUCCCUCUACUCCAGCUUGAAUAGUUGACGCUUUGCUACCACCUCUGCGCCUCCCUCCGACGUCUGCUACCACUCCUACGACUCGAGCUUACCUACCUGUGCGCCCAGCGUCGUCGCUCUAUCGCACCUCGACGUCCCAUGGCCUUGGUGCUGAGUUCCAGAAACCAUCCGCCUUGACAGUUGUUCUCGAAGCUAUGACGAAUUUCUCGAGUCUCCCACCCUAAAGCCCGAAUCAAUUGCCCUCUUGGCCAAAGAAAACGGAAUGGCCGUCAUUGAAUUUCUCGAGCGUCGCAUAUACCACGAUGACCCGCCCGCAUACCAGUCGCGGGUUGAGACGAACCCGACACUGAUCGUGUCUUGGUGGUGCACAUUGUUUUCUCUCACGGCCAUCCUGAUCCGUGUUUUGGGACGAUGGGUGCGCACCGAAAGACUGUUUCGGGAAGACUGGAUCAUGUUCUACAGCAUCAUUCCCCUCAUGAUUCGCAUGGGACUGGUCCAUGUCGUUCUAAUCUGGGGGACCAACAACACAACCACGGAAGGACUGACCUCUUUGCAAAUACACCAUCGCGAGAUUGGAAGCAGAUUGGUCCUCGCGGCUCGAAUAUUCUAUGCGGCGUUUAUCUGGGUGGCCAAACUGACCGUGCUCGAGUUUCUCAAGCGCCUCAUUGGAAAGUCGUGGGCCAAGUCGUACGAAGUCGGACUCCGAUUCAUUUAUGGCUUCCUGGUCGUCACCUUCAUUGCCGUCGUUAUCGGUACCCUGUCCGAAUGUCAGCCUUUCUCGCACUACUGGCAGGUCGUCCCAGAUCCCGGGCCUCAUUGUCGAGAAGGACUGGUCCAACUGAUCGUCAUGGGAGUUUGCGAUAUCGUCUCUGAUGUGGUCCUAAUCGUUUUCCCCAUUCCCUUGGUCUGGCAAUCCUCGAUGCGCCUCCGCAAGAAGAUUUCCCUCGUCCUUCUCUUCCUUCUGUCAACCAUUCUCAUCGCUAUCACCGCCUAUCGAGUUCCUUCUACCAUCUCACGACGCUCCUCACAGCAGUACCGGUCGCUCUUAGCGUCACUGGAGAUUCUGGCCGCUGCAGGGGUAUCAAAUGCUAUCGUCAUCGGCAGCUUCAUCCGUGACAGAGGUGUGAAGAAGGCUAAAUUCAGAGCGGCGUCCGUGGACGACACCAGUUCUCUCGGUCGACAACCUACAAGAACCCGGACGAUAUCUGUCACUCAACACCAUUGGGGUUCCGAUGAAGAUCUGGCCAGAGGCGUCGGCGUCGCACUACCGCCGAUACUGCGGAGCGGCACCUACGUGGAACCCACGCCUCGUUUGGCCGAAGUGGCUGUGGUGGCUCUCCCGCAAAAGUCCUCUGAGGUCCAUAUGGAGCCCAGCGACCAAAUCCGACACGCUCCAUUCUCUUCGAGAUGGAACUUCGCCGAGGCCUCUCGUUCCCGCAGAAAGCCCUCGCUGGACACCCUCAGCAGCAGCUCGACAGCUGAUAUUAAAUUGCGCGAUUUGAAACUGCAACUUGAUGAACCGCGCCAAAGCGAAGGCGGCAACGACUACAUAGAAACCGACACACCAAGCAGGAUGGGUUUCUUCGACGUCGGCGGCCUUGUCGAUCAGCCACCCAAUGAGUCACCAAUGUCUCGAUCUCGCCAGGCGUCCAUCCAAGAAGUUUCUCGUCGCUUGUCCCAGCCCCAUCCGCAUGGAGUCAGAUCCGGCUCGAAAGCCUUCCUCUCGGACAUCGGUGGUCUGCUAUCCCGACCGUUACGGAUACGCGAAGAGGAGGAGCUUCAUUCCACGUCAACAGCAUCCCCGAGGCAUGCGAGUAGUCCUGGUCGUUCGCCUAUGAGAUCUGAAAAGAGGAAGUCGUCACAUCGGAACCGCUUGCCUUCACAGCAGGAGGAGGAUAUGGAACCUAUUCGACCGGCGCGGCCCAGUGGACCUGACGACUUGGAUAUCUCGGAUGCUGGUGGGUUACUACGAUGACAUCUGCCUCUCUAGUUGACACUCUGAGAGGCGGUUGUCUUUGCGCCUCUGCGUUGUUUUCUAUGAUUUUGUGGGAAGCCCGUGGGAUUGAGAGCGAAAGAUGGCUGUGAAUACCAGGAUUUGAUGGGGUUUUCAAAACUUUGAGAUUUUAUGCAUAUACCACUGAGCGAUGGCGCUGGGGAAGGACUAGGUAUGCAUGUGGGUAUUUACAGUGAUCUGAUUGACGUAAUGAUAUCCCGUGGGGGCAUUGGACAGGCCAUGGUUGAUGAUACUGGGUUUUGCUACGAGCAUGAUGAUACUGGCUUGGUUGACAGCCACAUAUUUUUGCACAGUGAUGAGGAUGAAAAAAUACAGCUAUUGACCUCCA
This is a messenger RNA of Cladophialophora immunda, 2551 nucleotides long. RefSeq lists its product as uncharacterized. The coding region runs from base 472 to 2184 and encodes 570 amino acids. NCBI's taxonomy places the organism in Eukaryota, Fungi, Ascomycota, Eurotiomycetes, Chaetothyriales, Herpotrichiellaceae. The record is from RefSeq and is a predicted model, not a curated record. The transcript has a single exon.